This is a messenger RNA of Arabidopsis arenosa, 1127 nucleotides long. The record is from the annotation of a GenBank genome assembly. Lineage: Eukaryota; Viridiplantae; Streptophyta; Magnoliopsida; Brassicales; Brassicaceae.
AAAGAGAUCUGAUUCAAAUCACACUCUCUGAGUCUCAUCUUUGCUUCUUCCCUAGUUCUUCUCUGGUUAGGAAACAAUGAUGGACCUAACGAAACUGAAGCCUCCACAGAUCACUUUUUAUUGCUCGGCGUUUUCCGUCUUGCUCACAGUUCAUUUUACGAUACAGCUUGUGUCGCAGCAUCUCUUUCACUGGAAGAACCCUAAGGAACAGAAGGCUAUUCUCAUCAUUGUUCUUAUGGCUCCUAUCUACGCCGUUGUUUCCUUUAUUGGUUUGUUAGAAGUCAAAGGAAGUGAAACCUUCUUCUUGUUUCUUGAAUCCAUCAAGGAAUGCUAUGAAGCUCUCGUCAUUGCCAAAUUCUUGGCAUUGAUGUAUAGUUAUUUAAACAUAUCUAUGAGCAAAAACAUUGUGCCUGAUGGAAUCAAAGGAAGAGAGAUUCACCAUUCUUUCCCAAUGACUCUUUUCCAGCCUCAUGUAGUCCGUUUGGAUCACCACACUCUUAAACUUUUGAAAUACUGGACAUGGCAAUUUGUGGUCAUUCGACCAGUGUGCUCCACUUUGAUGAUAGCUUUACAACUCAUUGGGUUUUAUCCUUCUUGGUUGAGCUGGACAUUCACUAUCAUUGUCAAUUUCUCGGUUUCUCUGGCUUUGUAUUCUCUUGUGAUUUUCUACCAUGUGUUUGCUAAGGAGCUUGCUCCUCAUAAUCCACUUGCAAAGUUCCUCUGCAUCAAAGGAAUUGUCUUCUUUGUCUUUUGGCAGGGAAUAGCACUAGACAUUCUGGUGGCAAUGGGUAUCAUCAAAUCUCACCAUUUCUGGUUGGAGGUAGAACAAAUCCAAGAAGCAAUUCAGAAUGUGUUGGUAUGUCUUGAGAUGGUUAUCUUCGCUGUGGUUCAGAAGCAUGCUUAUCAUGCUGGUCCUUACAGCGGUGAGACCAAGAAGAAACUCGAUAAAAAGACAGAAUGAUCAUGGCCCGGCUGGAGUGGGAAUCUACUGGUUUCAUAGCCCAUUUUAUAGCCAAUCCUUGGUGAUCUUGUAUGUUUAUGUUGAGGAGAAAGAACUAAAGGUUUUGCUUUAAAACUUUUGGUUGUCAUGAUUGGGGAAAAAGAAACAAUAAUGUUGAAAAUUUAGA